AACUAGAAGGGAAGGAGGAGGCUUUUGAAUGCGGAGUGCGGGAAGGGAGGAGGGCAUGUAGCCUCCGCUCCACGGUAAACUCGACGGCGACAAACAACGAAAACCGGCCAAACUACUUUGUCCAACGGUCGCGCAUCGCGGUGCAACGCGUAUUUUCGUUUGUUUUCUUUGAAGCCCCACCUUUGUUUCGUGAUUAUUGUUUUGAUAUUGUGCAUAGUAGACAAAGUAAACAUUUUAUUAAAAUUACCAAAGUAUUGCGAUUGUAACGUUUAUGCAGUUAUCAAACUUAUUACUUGCGAUAAGUUGGAAUAUGUGACGAAAUAGGUUGCGGGCAGGUGAGGAACGUUGCAGUGAAAUGAGUGGAUUUGUGUUCAGUUAGUGGAAUGUACAGUGGUGAAGACAUGGGGGUGCAAAAGAGACAUAGCCAGUUCAGUGAUACAAAAUAUAAGUGGAGGACGCUUGUGUUUCUUUUAUGUUUUUGUGUUUGUAACGGUCAGGAUUACACGGUGACGGGGAAUAUAGAUCCGUAUGUGUUGAAUAAGACUUCGGGGUUGACGGAAUUACCAGGCGGAGUGGUGACAGGUGGUCGUACUGCGUGGAGAAAGAAUGGGAGUCCAUAUCUUCUGCGGGAUGAUAUUUUGGUGGAAAGAGAUGCAGAGCUGGAAAUCGAGGCAGGAGUAGAGGUGCGGUUUGCACCAAUGGUCGGCAUCACAGUGCGAGGAAAGCUGAUAGCUGUGGGUCAGCCGGACAGUGUGGUAUCAUUCACCAGUACAGAGGAGCCAGUGCGACUGAGCAGUUCUACUCCUGGUAUUCGCCUGGUGGAUGGACCUUCGAUCUUGGCGGGACGGGUACAGCUGCUGCACAAGAAUAAGUGGAGAUCAGUCUGCACCAACUCUAGGAAUUGGACAGUUAACGACAUGGAAACAGCAUGUAGGCAGCUGGGUUUCAUGGGAGGUUCUUUCUACAAUUGGAUGGAUAGACAACCAGGUCGAAGAGCACGCCUUCUGUAUGAAGAACCAAAGUGUAAAGGCACUGAAUACAAUUUGUUAGAGUGCAACUGGGCAUCCCGUGAACUCGGUUCAGGAGUCUGUGACUACCAUCCUGACCUCGGUAUACAAUGCUUGCCACAUCAUGAAACUGGAAACUCUGGGCGGCACUGGAGGGGCAUACGAUUCGAAAACGCUGCUUACGAUCGAAUUCUCACCGCAGGGAAUACCUUAUUCGUUCCUACCUCGAAAUCUAAACUAGAACAUGUUAUAAUAAAAAAUGCAGGCCUAGGUAGAGAUAAUAAUGCAACGAGUGCUAUAGAUGUUAUUGGAGUUCCACCUGUAAUGAAAGAUAUUGAAAUUACAAACUCCGCCUUCAAUGCUAUUAACGUGACGUCACCUAAUGCUCCUAUAGUUAUCAACAACUGCACGAUACAAAACAAUAGAGGGUAUGGUGUCUAUGUGAACUCAACUUACGGAAUGGUUAGUAUAGAAAACUGUUUAAUUCACGACAACGGAGGUGACGGUGUUAAAUAUGUGGUGCACGAAAUGAACAUCGACGAAAAAUUUGACCGCAGUGAGGUUUUUGACUUGUGCACUUUAGCAUCUACUCACAGUCAAACAUUUCCAAUACAAAUGUCUAUAAAACAGUCGCAGUAUUCGAAUAUGGAAAAAAAUUGUAGCCAAAAAUUUUACACUAGAACUGAUCAUGUUCUUACACUUAGCUUUAUAAAGAUCACGACGAAUCGCAAUAACACUGGGGAAAUAUUUGUUUAUGAUGGAAAUAGCGACGGUAAACUGUUAUUACACUUUGAUAUACGAAAUCACACGAGACCACAGAGCGUCACAUCUACGAGGAAUCAUAUGGUUGUGCGGUUCAGAGCCGACACAAGAACUGAUAUUGUUGGCUUCCUUAGACUGACUUCAGGGGUUUCCAAAACUUAUGACUUGAAUGUCACCGAUACGAUUAUAUCUGACAACAACGGAAGAGGUGUAGCCAUUGAAAAUUUAAGAUCUCAGGUUCAUAUUCAUAGAACCGCAAUAUCUAACAACAAUCAUGUUGCUGGUCUACAUGUUGUUAGUGGGGCGGGAGACGUAAAUGUUACCGAAAGCAGAAUUUCUUUCAAUCAAGGCGACGGAAUAAACAUCACGGUAACAGGUGGUAAUCGAAAUAUCUCCAGAAGUAUACUAAGUUCUAAUCAGGGAUAUGGUAUUGCAGUUUGGAUAAACAAUACAAGAGAGACCGAAUAUGUUCCAAUCAACCAAACGACAGUAAUUGAAUACUCAGAAAUCUUCAAGAACCUUGAUGUGGGUAUUUUACAUGGAAAUUUUUGUGGUGACAGUUGGUUGAACAUAACUGGAAAUUGGUUCAAUAGUAGCAUGGAAAGUACUAUAGACAUAUCAACAUGUUGGAGAUUUAAUAAUCCAAAGAAGUUACUCAAUUUGCAAAUAGGGCAUAAUCGUUUCUACCUGAACAAUCGAGUACCCAUAAAAAUUCAACCAGCUUUAAAUGUGAUAGGUAGAAUUGAAUACAAUUAUUUUGAACACGGCAGUUAUGGUGCUAUAGUCAUAUUGAAUAGAAUUGAAGGAAAAUAUCUAGAGGAAUUUGAAAUUCUUCCUGCUCGAUUCAAUAUACAACAUAAUUACUUUUUUGGCAACAAAGGCCCGUACGUAGUUAAUCUCGGAUUAUCGCCUUACAGUGACCAUCAGUAUAUAUUAUUUACUAGGAAUUAUUUGAAAGACAAUAAAAUAAGAGAAGCUUUUGAACCAUUAGAAGGUAUUGCAUCUAGAUUGAUUCCGAGAAGUAGGGUAGCCGCUGCCAUCGUAUUGGCUUCCAGUAAUAUAGAUGUGUUUAGAAAUAUCAUUCAUAAUCCAGAAGCACAGUAUGAGAUAGGAUCCCAUGUUGAAGAUCAGAGCAAAACUCUUAACUGCACUCAUAAUUGGCUUGGAUUUAGUGAAGAAGCAAAAGUAUACGAUAGGCUGUUUCAUCGUAAAGACAGAUACAAUUUAGCUAAAAUUGAAUACAUGCCUUAUUUAUUACAUAGCAGCAAUCCUGGCACGACACAAAUGAACACUAAUUCCUUAUAUGUUCCUCAGUUUAAUUUGCCAGGAACUUUUGUGAUCGGUGGAGAAGUGGAAGGUAUUGAAAUACUUAGAAAAGGUGAAUACAACGUCGAUAAAGAUAUAAAUAUCCGACCUGGCGGAAAACUUAUCAUUCAGCCGGGGGUUACUUUAAAAUUUCCGCCUGCAAUCGGAAUGAUGGUAGGAGGAAAGUUAGAAGCGAGAGGAAUACGUCCAAAUGAUAUUACUUUCACAUUAAAAGAGGAAAUUAUUAUGACUAAUGAUAGCGUUUAUGAAAGUGAUGUGUAUUUGGAACUAACGACUCAAACCUAUAGCGAGCCUGUUGUUCCGAUUAGGCUUUUAGGUGGAAGAACCCCACACGAAGGUAGAUUACAAGUAAGAAUGGAUGAUAAAUGGGGAACUAUUUGUAACUAUAGAUGGAACAUGAUUAACGCGGCUUUAGUUUGCAACCAACUCGGUUUAGCUCUAAACCCUAAUGACUGGUAUUUAGAGCCCAAUGAAAUACCGUCUGCUGGUAUGACUGAGGAUAUAAUCUUGUCAAAUGUUGAGUGCACAGAAUUCGAUAAUGAUAUUACGAAAUGUAAAGCUGAGACCACGGAAAACUUUGAAAAUUCGUGUACUCAUGAAAACGACGUUGGUAUAAGAUGCUAUGAAACAAGCUGGGCUGGCGUUAGAUUCAGUGUAAUAUCAGAAAGGACUGAUCUUCAAUAUGUCACUAUAGAAAAAGCAGGUCUCCUUGAUUAUUCUUCUAAUACUUUUAAACCUGCGCUUCAGAUUGAUUUUGCUCGCCACGGCCUCGAAAGUGUAAGAAUAGCGAACAACUAUCAUGAUGGACUGGGUGUCCUUUACUCAGAUAUAUACGGUGCUGAUGCAGUGAACACUGUUAAAAAUUCUGAAUUUAGUAACAACAGAGGUAGUGGUAUAAGUUUCAAACAAUUGGGUCUAAAAAUAUAUGGCUCAACUAUAGAAAACAACCAAAUUGCUGGCAUAUCACACAAUCCCCACUUAACUGGUUUGCAACAAAGAGAAAUAUCAGGUUGGUUUAACUUAGAGCCUAACUUCAAUUUGGAUGAGUCCAAUUAUCAUCUUAUAACAUUACCAAAGUAUGAGACCGAUAUAACACUAAUGAAUGGCGAAACGAGGCACCUGGUAUUCAGUAAACAUUACGGCGAAAAUAUAGUCAAAACGUACAAUAUUAACUGUAAUCCAGGCUACGUCUUAGGGCUCCAAUUGCUAAAUCCAAUCCAUAAUUUUUCUACGGAGAGCAUCUGCAUUUAUGAUUCACAAAACAUUAAUGAAGCCAGUACAAAAUGGUGUCUUGAUCGAGAUUUAUCGACGUUUCCCACUACCAGUAGUAGUUUCGGAGUUGUGCUUACAUAUGAGAGUGGCGAUGCCGCUUUAGGUGGUGUGGUAUUAGUCGUAAGUACUAUUAUAGCACCAGUACAGAACCUACGUAACAGAAUUGUCAAAGGUCCCGUACCAACAUUGCAAAUCGUGAAUUCGAAAAUAAAGGGUAAUACCAAAGGCGUCAAAGCUCUCUACUAUAAUCGAUAUUUGAAUGAAUUGGGUGAUCACUUUUUGCGAAAAGCUAAUGAAAGUAUAAAAAUAUUUAAUUGUGAAAUUGCACAUAACAAAGAAGAAGCCGUUUAUAUCAACACGCCGUUCUGGGAUAUUCAUGAAAGCAACAUAACUGAAAUAACUAUAAUGAUAAAUAGUAGUUUGAUAACGGAUAAUGGAAGAGGCAUAUAUCAUUUUGCGAGAGAUUUGAGAAGUUCUAAUAAUUUAUAUCAUUACAUUUUACAAGAUAAUACAAUAGAAAGAAAUAAGUAUGGAGGAUUUGAUAUUUCAUUACCCUAUGUAUGGCAGUACAAUGAAAAUUUCACUCACUCAGUUUACAUGCACAAUAACACUUGGCGAGGCAACAUGAACUUUGCGACGGUAAUAGAUGGUCAUUUUGCAGAAGUAAAUAUUACCAAAAACAUAUUUACUGAUAAUAAUUGCAAAACAGGUCUUUUGGCCAUCAGAGGAAUGGAAAAGAAAAUGAGAAUUGAAUACAAUUUAAUUGAACGAAAUAAGGGAAAUUUUAUGGUACAGUUUUUCAUGGACAGUCAAAGUGAAAUCAUGGGAAUUAUCAGAGCUAACUUUUUACACAAUCAAUUGAAAUUUAACCAACAAUUAGGUAUAAGGAGCCGUGGUGCUUUGAUGAGAAACAUUGAUCCAACGUAUGUGGUAGGUUUUAUGGGUAUUCAGAAAGUGGAGGUCAGAAGAAAUUUGUUCGGUGAAAAUGAUCUACAAUAUACUCUUCUGGCUGGAAUCAAGACUGCUAAAAUUAAUAAUGUUCUAUCUGUAACCGAAAAUUGGUGGGGAAGUAAUGAAGAGAAAGAAAUUAAAAAGCAGAUAUUUGAUUUCGAUGAUUGGAACAACCAUGCGAUUGCCAACUUCUUGCCAUAUUUGCUUGAAGAUCGUUUUGAUUCAAGCGUAUCUGCUGUGUUUACUCCGGAGACGCCUUUAGAUGUUGACAUGCUAGGUGGGCGGUUAUCUUCAAAUGUCACUCUGGAAGCCCGUAUUGCACCCUAUAUAGUAAAAGCUGAUAUAACUGUAAUGCCUGAAGCUAUACUUACAAUUAACCCAGGUGUUACGUUAGAAUUUGGCCCUAACGUUGGUAUACUUGUAAUGGGCACACUUCAAGCUAAUGGUCAUGCUCAAAUGCCGAUUGUUAUGAGACCGAUCACUCCUUCAAAUAAUAUCGAAAACAAUAGAAUAGAAAAAAGAGAUACCAGGCGUUACCGACACCACAAGGAACGCAGACAGUUGGAAAACCUACUAGUACAAGAUUCUAUUAGACUGUGCACAGGAAGGAAUUGUUCUAUAAAUGAUAAUAUGUCUGAAAAAAUUAAUGAGGGCUUCCUGGAAUACUAUAACAGAACGACGUUACAGUGGGUGCCCAUGUGUGACAAUCGCUUUACCGAGAGGAAUGCGCAGGUAGUCUGCCGUGAAUUAGGUUUUGAUCCGAUUAACGUAUUUUUUGCUUACGACCGUCGGAUUGAAUAUCACAGCAAUUCCUUGUCCCGGAUUUGGUCGUGGCCAGAACCAUUGCAAUGUGUCGGAACCGAAGAACGAUACGAGGAUUGUCCUAUCAGACUCAAUGGACAACUUUACGGCCAUAUACACGAGUGCAAAUGGGACUCUGAUUUUGUAUUCAUUCACUGCGGCACAAGAAACUUAGAAGACAAUUUGCAAUAUUGGGGAGGUAUUAGGUUUGCCAAUCCCGAAUUUGAAUAUUCCCUAUACGAGCACCGAAUACACGACCAUCAUACACAUGAAACAAUGAAGAAACAAGAAAGUUCGUUGAUCCAUGUACAAUUAUACGGUGCCGGUAUUCUGCAUAACGAGAAAUCACCAGCCAUUCAGAGUAUAACCAAAAAUCCUAUAAUUCGAAAUGUUAAUAUAACGAAAUGUGCUUAUCACGGAAUUAAUAUCGUGUCACCAACAGAUUCGCUGGAUAUAAGAUUUAACACUGUGAAUGACGUAUUAGGUGAAGGAAUAAGUGCCAUAUCACUUAACGGCGAAGGCAGGGAAUCGGAUGAAUCCAGUUUUACUCCACUCAAAGAUCUCAAUCUCCCAUACCACAUGUUUUCGCUGAUAGACAUUUGCGAUAGUAGCAAGAUGGUGGUCGUCGAAGAACGAGUGCUAUUGUAUUAUAAAUACGACAACAAUCCAGUUAAUUGCGUGAAGAUUUUCAAGAGCAGAUAUAGUGUCAAACCGUUCGGUUUUCGAUUGCUUCAGUUUAAUCUGUUUAAUCAUACAAAUAAUUAUGGGAAGCGAGAUUCUUUGAGUUUGUAUGAUGGUGAUAUCUACAAUAUUACUGCUCCAAUGAUCGGGUACUUAGAGAAUGGGUCUCCUGAAGAGAAGAACUUGUUUAAGACCCGCAGCGCUAGCCUGAGCGUCAAGCUGUUUGCGAACGGAGCCGCUUCGGUCCACGGGUUCAUAGCUGAGGUCGUCACGCUGCCGAUAUCUGCUAUUGGAUUUAACCGUGACGUCCAGCACAAUAUCUCCAACAGCGAGUUCCGUAAGAACCGGGACGGGGCCAUAACCUACCAGUCUGUGGGGGAAGUUAACCCUUUGGUGGCCAUCAUCAGGAAUGAGUUUAAUGACAACUGCCUCAAGCUGUACGGGAACUUUACUACAUGCCAGGCUGCUGUCAGGGUUGAUGUACAGAACACGCAGACCCUGGUCUUUAGGAAUAAUUUGGUCCGCAACAACGUAGGUGGUUUGCUGGUGCGCGCAGACUCGCGCGGUUCCGCGACUUCGCUCAGAGGCUUUAUUCACAACAACCUGUUCUACGGGAACCAUGAUCUUCCUUGUCUUAGAGUGGAAGGCCGUCAGUCUUCACCAUACCAAGAAGUGACAAUCUACCGGAAUUACUUCACUCGCCACCGAGCUAUGUACCAGGACGUCAUAGUGUUACGACAGGUCGUCUCAAACUUCACGUACAAUUACGUCCACGAUAAUACGGGAAUGAGGAUCCUGGAAGUUUCCGGGUUCGAUAAAGUACGGCUGCCGAUCUAUCAGACGACGUCGCAUAAUGGAUUCUACAAAAACUACGCAUUGGAUCGCGAAGGCCGAGCCACCGUAGUCGCCGGCACAGCAGGACAACAUUAUGUGGAUAAUGUGUUCUUCAAUCCUGACAACGAUUAUGAAAUGAUCACUGUCAAUAGAUCUAUCUUUUUUGACUAUAAUCCCAAUGCUAUAAGUUCCGUUGACCUUCUUCGCACAAAAGUGGAUGCAAAAUACAACUUCUGGAGUUACAACGAGUCCUUAGCCGUCGCCGGCCGUGUUCGUGAUCAGGCCGACAAUCCUCUACUGCUGGAAGUGGACUACCGGCCUUAUUAUAUGAACAACCAUACUGUGCUUGGAGGGGGGAAGUGCCCCCCAGGAUGGGAUGUGGUAGCCGACACGUGUUAUAUGUAUGUUGGAGCCCCCAUGACUUACGAAGAAGCUAGAUUGUUUUGUUUGUCGGAUAACGCGUCGAUGCCGUACGUAAGCGGCAACUACGCCGCGUUGUACGAGUUCAUACAGCGUCAGAACGAGUGGUAUCGAUACGGAGACCGAGUUUGGGUGAACCACAUCGAUUAUGUCACUCAAUGCACCUCUUUCGCCUUCUCUUCUAUAGACAUCACGGACUGUAGACAGAAGAACGCAUUCAUUUGUGAAAUCGAUCCGAAGAUUCGUAUCGACCCGCUAUCGUGGCGUACGGACGCUUUGGCGGUGGCCUUCAUCGGGAUCUUGGCGGCCGCUGUGUUGCUGGUCGCCGCUGCGGUGCUCUGUUGGUACUCCAAGUCCAAGCACAGACACGUCCAACGUCUUGAACGCAGAAACUCAAUCCGUCAGUCCCUUCACUCCGUGCGCUCGCUCAACAGCAUCAACGGCGGCUUGUCCGACACCGCCUACAGGAGGAAACUCGCGCAAAUGAGCGGCCGUUCAACCGAAACGCUGACCAAAGGAUCCGACUACCGAAAGAUGUUGGCGUCCACCGCUUCCAUGGAAUCCAUGGAGAAGAGUCAGUUCAACUCAUCAAUGGAAGACACGCAGAGCUUCGACAUUUACGAGGCCCAUAAUCCGAACACAAACAUCUUGCCUCUAAAAACUAGCACCUUCGCUAAGAAACCUUCUUCCCCAGAAUAUUCUAUACCGCAGAACAACAAUCGACCUUACAAUUUGGCGUUCAAAAAUGACGGAUUCAAAGACAACUCGAGUCCAGCCAGCGGUGCCCAAUCUAUGAAUACUGUUACUACUGAAGAGAUACCGAUUAUACAUCACCCUGGCGGUUUGCGAUCACCGCCUGAUGAUGACACGUUGUCGCCUAAUAGCGAUCAGUAUUUCACGUCAGAUACCCUUCCAUUGAGGGGAGGGAAGUCGGAUGGGGAAGAUAGGGAAGGGAAAAUGUAUGGGGGGUAUGGAGCGCCUAAUUACAGCGGGCCGAAGUUGUCUUUCCUGAUGGAACUGAGGUCGCGAUUGCCGGAUCAGCCCCCGCCUGCGGUCACGAGUUUUGGCCAGAGGAGGAAUAUUGCAGAUAACCAGCAGUUCUACGAAGACAACCUGCCCAGCCCGCAGCCGCUGUACAACUACGACAGCUCCCCGUCAGAACACAUCCCGAGCUACCACUCGAGCCCCCGAGACCAGGACUACCACCCGGAUUUACCCCACAGGUCCAAAUCUGAAGCCCUAUUGGAAACUAACUUCGAAUUUGAGGAUAGUGAUUCCAGUCCUUUGCCAAUGACUGAGGCUAGUAGGUCGUAUAGUCAGCCGCUUGAGACGGCAAUGUGAUCGUUAUUUCUGUUAGCGUUAAGGCUAGAAGCACUUAAAGCCUCUAUUAAGGCUGUGGCAUACUCUACCAUAGAGAUUGCUGAUGCAAUAGACAAAUGGAAGCAGAAAUGACAUAGUCUGAAGCCUUGAAACUAGUUGCGAGUUUUCGAAUGACAACAUAAUCCUAAUUUUUGAAAGCACUAAGGCUAGCAGCAAUAUCCUAGUGAGUAUUACGGGCUAUUCAGCUCAUGAGUGACCAAUAUUGUUGACUGAAGACGAAGUUCUGUUAAGUCGUUUGAAUACAACAUGUUCAACUUGAUCGAAAGUAGUCACUCACUUUUAUUAGUACUUAUCAUUAUGUAAAACGGCGUAUAAAUCAUCUGAUAAAUUUAUUAGCCGCCAAAAAAUGUUACAACCCCGAUACGUAUGGUACGGUAACUGUAAAUUGUCUUAAAAACUUACCACCGUACAGAAGCAUGGACAAAUAUUGUCUAUGACUUCAAGUAAAAGUUUUAAUUUUAAGUAAUUAACAAAUUUUCAAGCAAAAGUUGCUACUUUCUAAUUGUGCUAUUUUUAUAUAGCAAGCAGUUAACAACUGACACUAGCUUUCAAUUGACAUAUUUAAAAUGUUUAUAUGUUAAAUAGAUUACUUUCAUACCAUAGUUUAUAAAUGAAAUGUUUUGAUACAUCAUUUUACAUUUACUAUAUUCUUAAUUUAUCUUACUUUCUUCCAUACGAUUCCGUCCAGUACUUCAAUAAUAACAUAUCAAGCUAAAUAAUGUGUAUAUUUAUCAAAAAAAUAUCGCAUUUAAUAAGAAAAAUAUUUUAUUUACCAUCAUUUAUUAUCACCGUGAUGCUCCAACUCUUUAAAUGCGGAUUACAUUAUUCGAUGCGGGCCGUUUGGCGUUUACACACGAGAAUACACGAAAGAUGUAAGUAGUUAGUUGUAGGAUAUAAAAGACUGAAUGAACAUGUGUCUUAGAUGAAGGAUUUUCCUGCAUUUAUUAUCAUCAGUUAUUUGUUUCUAAUUAAAAUAAAUUUAUAUAGUGCCUUUUCAACAUAUCUACCUAAUACAUUUUUUCGUAUAUAUUUUACAUGUAAGUAGGUAAUUACCCAAAUUAUGUAUUUUAUUUUUUAUAUUUAAAUAAGUUUAAGGUAAUGUACGAUAAGUUUAAUAUUAUACAGAAAAAGACAAGAUCUCAGUAUAUUGAAAUAAAUAUUAAAAAAAAACAGUUCGACAUAGUUAAAUUUUUCUUUAAAAUCUUUACUUAUUAAACUUUAAAAUUAAUAAGUUUUUAAUAUUACGUUAAUUUUAUUUGUAAUAAUAGAGUUAGAUAAUUUGUACUGUAUUUGGUCUUUUUGCGUUAUUUGUAAAAAAAUAUUUACCAAAAAUAUAUUUAAAUUCAUGAUGAAUUUGAAAAAAGAAAAAUAAUGAAUUUCUUUAAUUUUUUUGCAAUUUAUUAUAACAAGAAGAGUUGUUAUAUUUUGUGCAAUUUAAUGUUAAAUUAUUAUCUUAGUACCAAUAAUUUAAAAAUUCUUGGAAAAACAACUCUACUAAUUUUAAAAGUAUGUCUUUUUUUUUGUAUUGUCACUGAGCGAGAAAUUUUAAACUAGCAAUAUGGACAAAAUGUCGGUAAUGUUUUCUGUUUCCAACUUUAUAGGUAUCUACUUCUUUUCCCUGCCAAGAUGUGAUCCUGCACACCUUAGUCUUAGUUUUUAGUUAUUUUUUUUACUUUCAUACAUCACGAUCUUGUAUAUAGUUAUCAUUUGUUUUACUUCAUUGAAGUAAUGACAGAAUCUUAUAUUAAACAAACUGUACUUACUCAUUAGUAUUCAUAUAAUCGACGGUUAAUAACAAUAAAUAAGCACGCAGUGUGCAUUCAUAUAGAAAUAUCAAGCAUACUAAGAAUUAAAAGGAAUUAAUAUUUUUUAUGACUAAAUGCUUUAAAAUGUAAAUCAUGUUAAAAUAAAGACAAGUGAUAAAAUUGUAAUAAAGUAAUAUGUACACUGAGAAAAUUAUAAAUAUUUUGAUAUUUA
Amyelois transitella is the source of this 11411-nucleotide messenger RNA. RefSeq names its product protein bark beetle (gene bark). The transcript is spliced from 14 exons. Gene Ontology annotation, cellular component: membrane. The coding region runs from base 384 to 9395 and encodes 3003 amino acids. Lineage: Eukaryota; Metazoa; Arthropoda; Insecta; Lepidoptera; Pyralidae. The record is from RefSeq and is a predicted model, not a curated record.